Messenger RNA from Dermacentor andersoni, 669 nucleotides. The record is from RefSeq and is a predicted model, not a curated record. Lineage: Eukaryota; Metazoa; Arthropoda; Arachnida; Ixodida; Ixodidae.
CAUUGGUUGCCACGGUAGAUUUAGAAGAUGCCUCGACCUAAGGCAGGCCGCGCACGUAAGGCAGGUGCACCUAAGGCAGGCGCACGUUCGCGCCCCUCGUCACCCCUUCCUGGAGCUGACACAGACACCGACCAACUCAGGUAUCUGGUGUCAAUGGUCAAAGAGCUGGAGUGCGUGUUGGAGUCAACAUUUGCAACAACUCAGGCCUAUGCACAUCGGAUCUGCCGCAACGUAGACAUGUGGUUCGACAACAUCAUCCGCACGGUGCCCAAGGAGGUGCUCGACCGUCCUUACAAGGAGGUCUGGGAGAACAUACCCCCGAACCCACAUCCAGACAUGCCCAUGGCGACUGCAUCGCUACCAAGCUCUGCUGGAUCUUCCGUUGCUGCAAGCACCUUUGCUGAUGGUGAAGCAUCAACCUCUAAACAGCUACACUCUUGCGUGGAAGCCACGGUUCCGGCCAGUAUAGAGACAGAGAAGGCAGGAAGCCAGGAUCGCGAGACCACCAGCAAGCCAUCACAGGUGCGGUGCAAAGGGAGCCCUCGGACUCCACUUGGACAACUCAGCAAACGUGGAAGGGCCCCAGUCAUUACACCUAAGUUUGAUAUCCGGCAAGUGCAGCUUUUCAUUCAAAACAUCAUUGAUAUGAAUGAUUGGCCUAAAACGUGA